Fukomys damarensis (Damara mole-rat) is the source of this 6073-nucleotide messenger RNA. RefSeq names its product G protein subunit alpha q (gene Gnaq). NCBI's taxonomy places the organism in Eukaryota, Metazoa, Chordata, Mammalia, Rodentia, Bathyergidae. Gene Ontology annotation, cellular component: heterotrimeric G-protein complex. The record is from RefSeq and is a predicted model, not a curated record. Gene Ontology annotation, biological process: action potential; phospholipase C-activating dopamine receptor signaling pathway; adenylate cyclase-modulating G protein-coupled receptor signaling pathway. The transcript is spliced from 6 exons. Gene Ontology annotation, molecular function: G-protein beta/gamma-subunit complex binding; guanyl nucleotide binding; G protein-coupled receptor binding. Bases 36 to 941 code for a protein of 301 amino acids.
CAGGAGAGAGUGGCAAGAGUACAUUUAUCAAGCAGAUGAGAAUCAUCCAUGGAUCAGGAUAUUCUGAUGAAGACAAAAGGGGCUUCACCAAACUGGUGUAUCAGAACAUCUUCACGGCCAUGCAGGCUAUGAUCAGAGCUAUGGACACACUCAAGAUCCCAUACAAGUAUGAGCACAAUAAGGCUCAUGCACAAUUAGUUCGAGAAGUUGAUGUGGAGAAGGUGUCUGCUUUUGAAAAUCCAUACGUAGAUGCAAUAAAGAGUUUGUGGAACGAUCCUGGAAUCCAGGAAUGCUAUGAUAGACGACGAGAAUAUCAGUUAUCUGACUCUACCAAAUACUAUCUGAAUGACUUGGACCGCGUAGCUGACCCUUCCUACCUGCCUACACAACAAGAUGUGCUUAGAGUUCGAGUCCCCACAACAGGGAUCAUUGAAUACCCUUUUGACUUACAAAGUGUCAUUUUCAGAAUGGUCGAUGUAGGGGGCCAAAGAUCAGAGAGAAGAAAAUGGAUACACUGCUUUGAAAAUGUCACCUCAAUCAUGUUUCUAGUAGCACUUAGUGAAUAUGAUCAAGUUCUCGUGGAGUCAGACAAUGAGAACCGAAUGGAGGAAAGCAAAGCGCUCUUUAGAACGAUUAUCACAUAUCCCUGGUUCCAGAACUCCUCAGUCAUUCUGUUCUUAAACAAGAAGGAUCUUCUAGAGGAGAAAAUUAUGUAUUCCCACCUAGUUGACUACUUCCCAGAAUACGAUGGACCCCAGAGAGAUGCGCAGGCAGCUCGAGAAUUCAUCCUGAAGAUGUUCGUGGACCUGAACCCAGACAGUGACAAAAUUAUCUACUCCCACUUCACGUGCGCCACAGACACCGAGAACAUCCGCUUUGUCUUUGCUGCUGUCAAGGACACCAUCCUCCAGUUGAACCUGAAGGAGUACAAUCUGGUCUAAUUGUGCCUCCCUUCCCUUCCCUGGUGGGCUAUUGAAGAUACACAAGAGGGACUGUAUUUCUGUGGAAAACAAUUUGCAUAAUACUAAUUUAUUGCCGUCCUGGACUCUGUGAGCAUAUCCACAGAGUUUGUAGUAAAUAUUAUGAUUUUAUUUAAACUAUUCAGAGGAAAAACAGAGGAUGCUGAAGUACAGUCCCAGCACAUUUCCUCUCUAUCUUUUUUUUUAGGCAAAACCUUGUGACUCAAGUCUCUUUUAAAUUUUCAGUUAUGCACUCAUGAAGAGUCUCUGCCUCUCUCUCUCUGCCUCCAUCCUUCCCUCUCUCCCCUCUUCUUUUCUAUUGAGAAAAACAAAGUCGAUUUUCCUCUUUCAUAAUCCAUAUCUUCUUCCUGAAUUUUCUCCCCAGGUUAUAACAGCCUUUAUUCUAGCUCCAUUCUUGGUUAAAUCUUUCUCUGGAAUGAUAAUCGGGACAUUGUCAUUCGAUUUAAGCCAUCCUACAUCAGCUUAAUCUAACAGUUUUAGUAUUUGCUGAAGGACUAUAUGUAUUACUGCUGUGGUUCUGUAUUGUGCUCCAUAUGUAUGAACUGUUUCCAUAUAUGGAGUCUUGUCUCACUUUGGACUGGGAUCGUGGAUGCCCAUUGAGCAGUUAAGGAUCAUUUCUUUCGGGUUUUGACCUUCAGCUGCAGUUUAAUUGCCCAGAAAUGCUCAGAAGUCAGAGGGCUGGCUAAACAUACAGUGGGAGUCUGCUUUUGAAAUCCAUGUGUCAUUGUCUUUCCUCCCUUUCUUGCUUCUUUUUUUCCCUCUCUUUUCUUUAAUUCUUAAUUGCAGAUGCCAAAAAAUAUGCCAACAAACACUACAUUCCCCCAGUGGCUGCUACCCAAGUUCUUUUCAGAGGUUUUUCUUAAUUGUUUAUUAGCUCCAACUUUUCCUUUCCUCUUUUUUUUUUUUUUUUUUUUUUCCUUUGUGCUUGGGCCACAAUUCUACAAUGGUUUUUAUUAUGGGUAUGUGCUGCCAAAGCUGGCCUUCUGUCAAACAAAAUGGAUUAAAAAGAGCUUAAUUAAAGCCAGCAUCUUAAAAUGUAAGCAAGUAAGACUGUGAACCCUUACAUGACUGGCUGAGAAUGAACCUGAAAUACCAAUUGCCAAACAGUUGGUAACUGUAAAUUUGAUUCUUUCGGUCCAUUCUUUUCUUUGCCCUUAAGAUCACAUUGUUUAUUGUCUGUGUCCCACAUUGAUUGUCCAAAUCAGCAGUAGAAAAGUAUCCUUUGUGCUUUAUCAUGAAAUCUGCUUAUGUUUCUUUGUCUGAAGCCAGUUUUACUUAUUCUUUAUGUUCUUUAAGUUCAAGUAAGUUUGCCAAGAACAUCAGUCGAUAGUAUUAUUCUGACACCUUUAAUUUGCAAAAAGAAAAAAGAAAAGUGGCUGCUAGUUUACCAUAUUUGGGAUCUUCUUGAAAUGGUGACUGGUUAAAUUGAACAUGAAGAAAAUUUGUGUACUUAAUUCAAAAGUACCCUUUCAGUGUUCUGUUGAACAUGUAUUUAUGUAACUGAACCUACUAGGAGAGAUUUUUGGAAUUCUAUAUGUGCAAUUUUUCAGCAAAUGCAAAAAAUACAGCACAUGUAUUAUCAAGAGCUUCUGUCAAGGAGCUUAAGUUAAAAUGUGAUUUAAGAAAAUAAAUCAUGAUUGUUACAAAGUUGCUGGAAAGCUAGAAUUAGGCCAUGAUGCUGAUCUUGAUACUAUUUGGCACUAGUCUAAACUUCUAUAUUAGUCACUUUUUGGGGAGUAACAAAGGGGAGAAAGAAUGUUAACAGUUUAUUAGAUGAGUACCAGAGUUACUCAGUAGUAAUGAGAUGUUCUUAUUCUUCGCUCUCCUGGUCUCAAAACACACAGGUUGCUUUUUUUUUUUUCUUGCUCAGAAAAGCACCUGUAAUUUAAUUAACAAACAUUCCACCUGUAGGUGUAGUGCAAUUAUGAAUGCUCUUAAUCAUUGUACAUACAUCUCUCUCGAUAUUGCAGCAUCCAUACUGGCUUUGUAAUCAUUAAUUUGGGGCAGAUUGAAUGUGCUGUAUUGAUAUGUAUCUAUGUAAUUGUAUUGUAUGUCUUAUAGCUAAUUCACAUUUUGAAUAAUGUUAUUUUAUUUACUUUUUUAAGAGAGGAGAAUGUAAAUUUGUCAGUUUAUUUCUGACUAGGGAUAUUUUUUUCCAUUUAGAAAAGAAAAAAAAAAAACCUUACUAUCAUACAGAGCGGUACUAGCAUCGUGCUGUAUAAAAUCAUUUGCACAUUCCUGAGUAGAGGUAUACUGAUUAUAAGACCCAAAGGUAAUUUCAUAGCAAAAUACAUAAAAUCAGUUGGAGCUUUUAUACAAACAUGGAAACCAACUUUGUAGAACUUUUGCCAUUUGAUCUAGGAUUGGAAUAUGAGCUUUUAUACAAUUCAUAUUCUUAUUUGGCAAAUGCACAGUUUAGUAUUACCUCUCCGAUGGCCUUUAUUAGAAAGGCAGUUUUAGAAGCUAUUGCGAUCCACUAAGGAGAUGUUUUAACAGCUAGAGACCACUGCUUGCCUGAAAGGGCGAUCUUAAAUUUGGUGCAGCAAAAACAAAGACAAAAAAAACAAAAAAACAAAAAACAAAAACAAAAAAAAAAGAAAAGAAAAGGAAAAAAAAAGUAAACAACAUUGGAUGGCCUACAGUGUGUAUAGAGAAAACCUCAUCACAAGAUCAUAAGUGUUACAGUUUUAGGGAAUCAAGAUAUUCUAUUUAAUAGAGCUAUAGUAGAUGUAGUCAAUUAAACCUGAUCUCAAAGCUCGUAAAAGCUGAGCAAAACAGGGAAAGAUUGUUAUAUUUGUCUUUAUGAAAUUGGGAUGGAAUUUGCUAUGCAGAAUUGAGAUUUGUGGCUUCACUGCUUAUGCUGGGGUGCAUGACAGGAUCCCUUCUUUUGAGAAAGGAAAAAAUUGAUCACCCUAGCUGCAGUGAUGCAUAGAAACCUAAUUGUAUCCACAUUAGUCAAUUGAAGCUAAAGGAUUUUUUCUUGUUUCUUUGGGGUUUUAUUGAAAGGGCGAGGGGUGGGAAGGGAUUCUUUUCAGUUUUGUAUAAAAACAAAGUUUACUCAUGCUUUUUCUCUUCUAUUGUGAUUGCAAGCGUUCUAAGCGUGUGCUGCUGGACCCUUGUUGUUGAUGCUCUAGGUAAUGGAGGCUUGUGGCAAGUUUUAUAGUGAUGGACAUGUCUUACUCAAAACACAAAACACAGACCUUCCUUCAGUAUACCAAGGCAAGCAGCCAUUUCAUGACUCACUGAACACAUCACAGUGUACCAGUUUACAGAUGAUUUUUUUCCCUCUUUUUUUGCGUGAUGGGGCAGUUCUAAACCAUAGAGAAUUCCUUAUUUGUAAAUUGGAAAUUUCUUCUAUGCCUUACAGAGCUUAAAUUCAGAAGUUUGUGCCUCAUAUCUGAAACAAAGGGAAAUAACAUGCCCAUUCGAAAGUCAGUAAGUCCCCUAGAAGUUUCAGGGUUUUGUUUGGGGGGGUUGUUUUGGGAGUUCUAUUAUUUUUUUCUUUCUUAAUAUUGACAUUUAAAGAGCUCUGUUCAAUGUCAUGAGUAGACUGGAAACAAAAUUUAGGAAUCUACAUAUGUUGUUUACUAACAGGUGACAUUUACAAAAGGUAUUUGAAGAACAUCUGAAACUUUUUUGGUAGAUUAACUAGCAAGACCUAAUAUUUAAAAAGGAAAUACAGCUAAGGGGCAAUUUACUUUUUGUACUUCAGACUAUCUUGAUUGUCAAGGUGUAUGAACUGUAAUUUAAAAAUUUAUACUGCCACAUGAUUGUAGAUUUUAGUUGUCUUAAGUUAGGAAUUGGUAAAAAGCUAUUUAUGUUGGAUUUGGGUCAAAAUGAGUUUAUUAUUUGCAAAAAAAAGUAUAAAAUAAUAAUGGGAAGAAAGGGCUGCAUAAUGAGAUAUUGCAAGACUCAGAUACUGGUUGGAAAUUCCCCUCGGAUUACCUUCAGAUUACCCUGAAUUUCCCUUUGUUUUCAGUUUCUCAAAAAGAAUGAAUGAAAUGAAAUAUAGCAGAAUGUUAACCCAUAUGAAAAUAAAGUGUUCCCAAAUAUUGUAAUGUAUAUUGCUGCAGUUCUUAAAACUAAGGGUUCAAAACCACUUAAUUGGUCAUUAACAUCUCAGUUGAUACAAAUAAGGUGUGCUUGGUAUAUGCUUUUCACAUUUUCUCCCAAAGAUAUUCUUUGGUUAGAAAUACACACAAAAAUAGAAACUAGUAAUUGUGUGUUCAUCUUUCUCUACAUAUUUCCAGCAUAUGUAGCACUAAUACAUCUGUCCUGGCCUUUGGGAUUUCAUUUUGCUUCCAUCAAAUUAGGAAGAGAAAGGAGCUUAGGUAGAGAUUUUUGAAGUCAGACACCUGCUGGUUGGUAGAUACUUUGAGUACAGUUGAAACUUGUCAUUUGUUUUCUUAAGAAAAUAAACCAUUUCCUGCUCUCUUUCCAACUGCCACCGCUUUCAAUAACACCCUUGCCUCUAGAAUCUUGUUAAAGUAUGCACACAUACCUUGUACACAGUAGGUGCUCAGAUACUAAUUUCUUCCUUGCUCUCCUUAUCUACUUCGUGGCCUCCAUUUCCCCAUGAUUCCAACCCAAUAAUUGAUGCUAUUUACAUAUUACAAAAAUUGCUGUUGGGUAAAUUUGGAUCUUACUUGGGUAAAGGAAUUUUGACUUUCAUAGAAGCUUUUGUUAGGGAAAAAUAACAGGAAAGUAUUCUCCAGUAGAAUAAUUUUAGGAUUGGAAAAAAAGGAUGGAAAAUUACUGUGUGACUUUGCCCAGGUUACAUUGAUUGAAACUCAUUUUCGGUGGAUUUCUUUUCCUUGAAGAAUUUUUCUGAAUGCAAUUUCCUGCUGGAUUCCUCACUUAUCAUCAUGUUGGAAGAAACCCUGACUAGGCCUAUGUAUUUAGGGAGUUUGGUCAGAAAACAUUUUUAACUUGCAGUAUUUAAAUGAAUCAUAUUUACUGUUCUUAAAAUGUCAUUCAAAUGCAUGUAUUGUCUAUUGUUUGGGGAUGGGAACUAGUUUUGCAAAAAAAUCACCUUAUGUUGUAUAAUGCCCCAAUGAUCUUGCUGGUUAAAAAUACAGUAUUUUUGGCCAUAA